Epinephelus moara (kelp grouper) is the source of this 2167-nucleotide messenger RNA. RefSeq names its product RIO kinase 1 (yeast) (gene riok1). Gene Ontology annotation, cellular component: cytosol; preribosome, small subunit precursor. The record is from RefSeq and is a predicted model, not a curated record. Gene Ontology annotation, molecular function: protein serine/threonine kinase activity; ATP binding. The transcript has 14 exons. NCBI's taxonomy places the organism in Eukaryota, Metazoa, Chordata, Actinopteri, Perciformes, Serranidae. The coding region runs from base 136 to 1683 and encodes 515 amino acids. Gene Ontology annotation, biological process: maturation of SSU-rRNA.
GUUACAUGUUCAGACCCGGAAGUGGAGAAAACACGUGACGCUGCUGUGUGAGGCUCGGUGAGCUGCUGUGGCACGGCUCGGAUCACUUUGGACCGGUUCGGCUCUGGUUCAGUGUCUUUUUCGGUGUGUGACGUCAUGUCGUCGGUGGACUGUGAACCUGGACAGUUUGAUGACGCAGAGGAGGACAGUCUCUGCAGUGUCCAAUCAGAGCUGUCGGCUGUGACCAGUCAGCUGAGUGAUGUCACUCUGCAGCCUUCAUCAGACCAUCAGCAGGAAGAGGAGGAGGAUGAUGAAGAUGAAGAUGAUGAUGAUGAUGAUGAUGAUGAGGAGGAGGAGUGGGCGUGGCGUUCAUCAGGAGGAGAUCUGACCAAAAGAUACAACAGGACAUCUCAGAGCUGUCAGUCCAACAGACAGAAUCCAUCCAAUAAGACGCUGCCAUCAACACCGUCUGACAAAGCUCUGAGGAAGUACGAACACAAGAUCAACCUGGAUAAACUGAAGUAUGCCGACUCUGUGAUCAAUAAAGUGACAAGCAUGCAGAGACAGAAAGACGCCGACACGUACAGGGUGAAGGACAAAUCAGAUCGAGCCACGGUGGAACAGGUUUUAGAUCCUCGAACUCGAAUGAUUCUGUUCAAGAUGUUGAGUCGAGGAAUCAUCAGUGAGAUCAACGGCUGCAUCAGCACCGGGAAGGAGGCUAAUGUUUAUCACGCCAGCACGUCAGCAGGAGAGAACCGAGCCAUCAAGAUCUACAAGACCUCCAUCCUGCUGUUUAAAGACCGAGACAAAUACGUCAGCGGAGAAUUCAGGUUCCGUCACGGUUACUGUAAAGGCAACCCCAGGAAGAUGGUGAGAACCUGGGCAGAGAAGGAGAUGAGGAACCUCAUCAGGCUGCAGACGGCAGGAAUCCCAAGUCCACAACCUCUCCUGCUCAGAAGUCAUGUUCUGCUGAUGAGCUUCAUCGGGAAAGACAACAUGCCGGCUCCUCUGUUGAAGAAUGCCUCCUUGUCGGAGUCGAAGGCUCGGGAGCUCUACCUGCAGGUUCUACAGAACAUGAGGAAGAUGUUCCAGGAAGCUCGACUCGUCCACGCCGACCUCAGCGAGUUCAACAUGCUGUAUCACGAUGGAGACGCUUACAUCAUUGAUGUGUCACAGUCGGUGGAACACGACCAUCCGCACGCUCUGGAGUUCCUCAGGAAGGACUGCAGCAACGUGAACGAGUACUUUGUGAAGCGCGGUGUGGCAGUGAUGACGGUCAGAGAGUUGUUUAACUUCAUCACUGACCCAUCGAUCACCUACCACAACAUGGACCAGUACCUGGAGAAGGCCAUGGUGAUCGCAGCCGAUCGGACGUCGGAGCAGCGAUCAGAUCAGGACAGAGUGGACGAGGAGGUGUUUAAGAAGGCGUACAUCCCCCGCACACUGACCGAGGUGAGUCACUACGAGCGAGACGUGGACCUGAUGAGGACCAAGGAGGAGGAGUCUGCCAUCUGCAGACACGACGACAACGUAAGAGUCACAGCAGUCAGUGGACGUGGCUUCAGACGGUACAGUUCCCUGUGCUGGAGUCAAGAUGGCAGUUCCUUAACCUUCAGGAACGGGUCAUCUAGUGCACAUGUGUGGAACCAUAUGUUAAUGAGUGUAUGUUUGUUUACAGUUGUGAGGAACCUCUGUGUUCAUUGAUGACGUACAGAACAUUAUCACAACAUUACCAGAACAUUAUCAGAACCCUGGUGACUCUGUGGCUCAGUGACACAAAAAACCUGAUGUGAAUAUUUUUGUUUUCAUAUGAUCUUUGAACCGAUUCAGAAACCGUCUGAUGCCAUUUACAGGCUGAAGAACCAAAGGAUCAAGUCAUGAAACGUUGAUGAAGAAGUUGGAGACAUUAAUCAGACAGCUGAUACCUGAUGGAAGAACCUCAGAUUAUAAGACAGUUUAGAGUUCUAAUGAUACAGUGGAUCUAUACAGGGAUUUUUCUAGGUUCUCAGAGGAACCUGACAGAGAACAAGAACAGAAUAAAUGAUCCAUGAGAAGGGGAGUGAUGCAGAGACAGAUAAGAAGAGGUUCUCAGAGGAGUGUUUUGGGAUUUCUUGAGUCUCUGAUGUCUUGACAGAGUGAAGUUCCAGAAGGUGACAUUCUCUGAGGAACGUCUGAUUGAUUUAAAGAA